CUUCCUUUCUUCUCCAACUUAUAUCAUAUUAUCAAACACAUAUUCAUAGUUCAUACGUUAACAUCUCAAGUUUAUACGAGAAAUGCGAGCAGAUACAUGCAGUGGCAGAGACAUGGGAAAAUGGAGAGUUAUGCUCUGGGCCGUUCUGGUUUCUCAUACUUUGAUUGAGUUUGUUGGGGCGGAAGAUCCUUACAGAUUUUUCGACUGGACCAUCACAUAUGGUGACAUUUAUCCAAUGGGUGUUAAGCAAAGGGGUAUCCUUAUAAAUGGACAAUUUCCUGGACCUGAUAUUGAGUGUGUUACCAAUGACAACCUUAUUAUCAAUGUACAUAAUAACUUGCCUGAACCGUUUCUCUUGUCCUGGAACGGGCUUCAACAAAGGAGAAACUCUUUCGAAGACGGAGUCUAUGGAACGACAUGUCCCAUACCUCCAGGGAAGAACUUUACAUACAUAAUGCAGGCCAAGGAUCAGAUAGGAAGCUUCUAUUACUUCCCUUCUCUGUCUUUUCACAAGGCUGCUGGUGGUUUUGGAGGGAUCAGAAUUCUCAGCAGGCCUCGUAUUCCUGUCCCCUUCCCUGACCCUGCUGCAGAUUUCACUCUUCUUAUUGGAGAUUGGUACAAAUCUGAUCAUGCGAGAUUGAGAAGAAUUUUGGACUACGGGAGAAUGCUGCCUUACCCGGAUGGAAUACUAAUCAACGGCCAUGGUACAAAUGGAAGUGCAGCAUCUUUCACAGUUGAACAAGGGAAAACUUACAGAUUCAGGAUAUCGAAUGUAGGACUACGUAAUUCACUCAACAUACGAUUCCAGGGUCACAAAAUGAAGUUGGUUGAAGUAGAAGGAACUCAUACCUUACAAACCACAUACUCAUCACUAGAUGUCCAUGUUGGUCAAUCCUACUCAGUGCUAGUCACUGCGGAUCAGCCAGCUCAGGACUUUUACAUCGCAGUUUCCACCCUCUUUGUCGCAUCUAAAGAUCUCCUCACCACCACAGGCAUCCUUCACUACUCCAAUUCUCAGAAACCUGUGUUUGGCCUGCCUCCUCCAGGUCCUACCAACCACAUACGUUGGUCGUUGAACCAGGCACGUUCCAUCAGGACUAAUCUGACUGCCAGCGGUCCAAGACCCAACCCACAAGGAUCAUACCAUUAUGGACUCAUCAACAUAAGCAGGACAGUGAAGCUAGUUAACAGACCAAGUCAGGUGAAUGGGAAGCAGAGAUAUGGUGUUAAUGGCGUUUCCUUCACUCCAUCAGAUACACCUCUUAAGCUUGCUGACUUCUUCAAGAUUGAUGGAGUCUUCCGUGUUGGAAGCAUACCUGACAAUGCAGAUGGACAUGAGCCUUUGCAUCUGGACACCUCUGUCAUGGGUGCUGAUUUCAGGUCAUUUCUGGAGAUUGUGUUUGAGAAUCAAGAAAAGACCAUUCAAUCUUGGCACCUGGAUGGAUAUGCCUUUUUCGUAGUUGGGAUGGAUGGGGGUACAUGGACUACUUCAUCCCGGACUCAAUACAACCUAGUCGAUGCUGUUUCGCGUUCAACCAUACAGGUAUAUCCGAGAUCUUGGACAGCAAUCUACGUAUCACUGGACAACGUAGGAAUGUGGAAUCUAAGAAGUGAGUACUGGGCACGACAGUACCUGGGACAGCAAUUUUACUUGAGAGUUUACUCUCCAGUCGAGUCUCCCAGAGAUGAAUACUCCAUUCCGAAAAAUGCUCUUCUCUGCGGCCGAGCUAGCGGCAGAACCAUACCACCUCCCGCUUAAUACAAAUUUUACAUAAUGAGAAAUCAGACAUACUCUUGAUUAUUUGAUUAAUUCUUGUCAUGCACCAGCAUUUCACAAGAAAUGACUUGCCUGUAACUACUUCACCAUGUCUCUGUAUCAUUGUUAAUGUAAUAAGCUACUUUCAUUUUUUAUGCA
This is a messenger RNA of Daucus carota subsp. sativus, 1915 nucleotides long. RefSeq names its product L-ascorbate oxidase homolog. Gene Ontology annotation, molecular function: copper ion binding; oxidoreductase activity. NCBI's taxonomy places the organism in Eukaryota, Viridiplantae, Streptophyta, Magnoliopsida, Apiales, Apiaceae. Bases 83 to 1759 code for a protein of 558 amino acids. The transcript is spliced from 7 exons. The record is from RefSeq and is a predicted model, not a curated record.